AUGGCGACAUCAACAAAGCACGAUUUAGCGCCAUGGGUGGAGAAAUAUCGACCACAAGUUUUGUCGGAUAUUGUUGGAAAUUCGAAUAUUGUCGAUAGAUUGAAAGUGAUUGGGAAAGAUGGAAAUGUGCCAAAUAUUAUUUUAUCGGUUAGUUUUUUGAACUCAAAACUUUGUUCAGAAAUUCAAAUUCUUGAGCGAAUGUUAAAAAUUUGAAUAUGAAUGUGAAAAUAAACUGAAAUGAGAAAAUUACGUGAACCUCUAUUGAAAAGCCAAAAUUUCUAAUUUGCAGGGUCCUCCAGGUUGCGGCAAAACCACAUCAGUCUGGGCUUUAGCUCGCGAACUUCUUGGAGCCAAAAUCGAUGACGCCGUUCUUGAACUCAACGCUUCGGAUGAACGUGGAAUCGAAGUUGUGAGAAAUCGAAUCAAAAUUUUCGCCCAAACCAAAGUUUCACUUCCCCCUGGAAGACAUAAAAUCAUCAUUUUGGAUGAAGCCGAUUCGAUGACCGAAGGAGCACAACAAGCAUUAAGAAGAACUAUGGAAAUACACAGCAAGACAACUCGAUUUGCAUUGGCUUGUAAUCAAUCGGAGAAAAUUAUCGGUAAGUAUUUAGAAGAAAUUGCAUCAUCAAAAAUAUAUUUUGUUCAGAACCUAUUCAAUCGCGUUGUGCUCUUCUCCGCUACACAAAACUAACCGACGCCGAAUUGUUAUGCCGUGUUAAAGAAGUUUGUCAUGCUGAAAAUGUGAACAGCGAUGAUCAGGGACUUCAGAUGAUUCUGUUCACAGCGCAAGGUGAUAUGAGACAAGCGUUGAAUAAUUUGCAAGCAACAGUUAGUGCGUAUGGAAUUGUGAAUAUGGAAAAUGUAUUGAAGGUUCGUUUUUAUUUUAAUUUUAAUUGAACAUUUUGAUUUCGAAGUUAUCAAAGUUUUUCAGGUUUGCGACGAACCGCAUCCCGAAUUGAUGAUUAAGAUGAUCACAUUAUGCAUUGAGAAAAAGUUUUUCGAAGCCUCGCAAAUCAUCCACGAAUUUUUCCGAUUGGGAUAUUCGCCAGAGGAUAUUGUUUCGACACUUUUCCGCGUCGUGAAAUAUGUUGAAUUGCCGAAAAAUAUUGGAGAACAAGUGAGAAUGGAUUUUAUUGAGGUAAGGAAUUGAUUUAGGGGAGUUUUUUUUCUUACCGUAGAUUUUGACCAGCUGAUUAUGAUCCUGUCGUCAAAAAUGCAGAGCUCAAAUCCUAAAAUAAGUUAUGACGUUGAAAAGUUUGAAAAUUUGAGAUUUCACAAAGCUAUAACUAACUUUAAAAAGGAUUUUCAAUGAAAUCUGAUAACACAGCCUCCUGGGCAAAGCUAUGCUAUCAGUUUUUUAUAAAAAUUAUUAUGAAGUUAGUUAUAGCCUUCUGAAAUCUUAAAAUUUUAGACUUUGCCACGUCAUAACUCAUGUUAGGAGUUCAGUUUUGCAAUUUUUGACGAUGGGAUCAUACUCAUUGUCAGCAGGUAAAUUUCUACUAGACAAAAAUGUUUUCAUCAAAAUUAGUUCCUUUUGAACUUUGCCACGUCAUAACUCUUCUUUGGAGUUGAGAUGAGUAGUUUUUGAGAAAGGGAUCGUUAUCAGCUACUCAAAGACAACUAAAAUAAUAAUAAUAACAAUUUUUGUUCAAAAAAUCACACAGUGACGUUAUUCCCUUGUGGGAAGAGAUCCUUCUUUUCUAAAAAAAAAAAUCUCAACAUUUUUCAGAAAAUCGCCCUUUGUCAUAUGCGAAUUGUUCAAGGAUUAUCAACAAAAUUGCAAUUAUCAAGAAUGGUCGCUGAUUUAUGUCGAAUUGAAGUUUGA
Molecule: messenger RNA, 1825 nt
Organism: Caenorhabditis angaria
Lineage: Eukaryota; Metazoa; Nematoda; Chromadorea; Rhabditida; Rhabditidae
Source: the annotation of a GenBank genome assembly